AGUCUGCUGCUACUGGUCGACGUCUGUGGUGGGCACUCCUACUGUAUUUUGGAACUCAAAAGCUUGAACGCGCAUAUUCCAACUGCACAGUGCUUUUUCAAGGUGUCCUGAAAGCAGAGUACGCACUUACCGAUCUACAGUUUCCGCGGGACAGCGCUGAGAUUCACCAACACCAUUCCCACAGAGAGAGGUCCACGAGAUGUGACAACCUACUUCAUUACAUUUGUAGCAGAUUACCUGCAUCUGUCUUCUUGGCGCCGAUAUUUGUGUGCGCACGUGUCCCUUGUGGAACCAUCAUGAUGAUUGUUUAGAAUAGUUUGAUAGCAUAUAGAAACAUUUUCUCGACGAGUCGGUCCGGGACAUCUCUUGCGGCAGUUCGUGUCGAUGCUUGAGACCGAGAAGCACCUGCUCUAGCCUGCAGGAGAUUAUGUGGGGGCGCUUUCAGACCUCUACUGCAUCUUGUCCGUUCUUCUUGUGCAUUUCGCCGCUGAGAGGAUAGCGGUGUCCCGUGGAGGAUGCCUAACAGGCUGAAGACGCAGUCCUGAAGAUUGAUGGAGGGCCAUGCUAUUCAAACAGCAGGCGUUGCUGAGACAGAAGCUCUUUGUGUUGGGCAGCCUUGCUAUCGGGAGUCUCCUCUAUCUAGUGGCCAGGGUUGGGAGCUUGGAUAGGCUGCAGCCUAUUUGCCCCAUAGAGAGCAGACUGGGCCCUCCUCACCUGCCGGAGCAGAUCCCUCUCCGGACCCUGCAGUAUAAGCGCGGUCUGCUCCACGAGCUCCGGAAGGGCAAUGCCACCAAAGAGCAGAUCCGCCUGCACAACCUGGUGCAGUUGCUGCCCCGGGCCAUCAUUAUCGGUGUGCGCAAGGGGGGAACGCGUGCCCUGCUGGAGAUGCUCAACCUGCACCCGGCGGUGGUCAAGGCCUCGCAGGAGAUCCACUUCUUUGACAACGACCAGAACUACGCCCGGGGCAUUGACUGGUACCGGGAGAAGAUGCCCUUCUCCUUCCCCCAUCAGAUCACCAUUGAGAAGAGCCCUGCCUACUUCAUCACAGAGGAGGUCCCCGAACGCAUCUUCAAGAUGAACUCCUCCAUCAAGCUGCUGAUCAUCGUGCGUGAGCCCACCACCAGAGCUGUGUCAGACUACACACAGGUGCUGGAGGGCAAGGAGCGCAAGAACAAGACCUACCACAAGUUUGAGAAGAUGGCCAUCGACGGCAACACGUGUGAGGUGAACACAAAGUAUAAGGCGGUACGGACCAGCAUUUACACCAAGCACUUGGAGCGCUGGCUGAAGUACUUCCCCGUGGAACAAUUCCACAUUGUGGACGGGGACCGUCUGAUCACGGACCCGCUGCCGGAGCUGCAGCUUGUCGAGCGCUUCCUCAACCUCCCGUCCAGGAUCAGCCACUAUAACCUGUACUUCAAUGCCACCAGGGGAUUCUACUGCCUGCGAUUUAACAUUGUCUUCAACAAGUGCCUGGCAGGCAGCAAGGGGCGCAUCCACCCUGAGGUGGACCCCUCGGUGGUGGCCAAACUGAGGAAGUUCUUCCACCCCUUCAAUCAGAAGUUUUAUCAGAUCACUGGCAGGACAUUCAACUGGCCCUGAGAGACUAAGGGAAGGUCUAUAUAAAUGUGUUAACUGAAGUUGUUCUGUUGGCAUUUUCAAGAUGUCAACCUCAAAAACAUUAAAGGAUAUUAAAAAGCACUUUGAUUGAAUUUAACUCCUAUAAGAAUGACAAUGUGACCAAAUAUGUAACUGAAUCAAUGUAUGUUUGUUUGUAAAUAUGUGAGGGGGUGGAGGAAAAAUGGUUUGUGAGUUACAAAACAAUUCAGUUUAAUGCGCCUGAUCUUCCUGUGUAAUAGUUCCCCAGUUUGACACGUUUCUCCAUUAUAAACUCAUCGUUUUGCCAUCAUCUCUCACAGAUUGACGUUUACUGGGAUCAGUCUUGUCCUUGAGGCAGAACUGAGCGAUUUCCGCUAGAUGGGCCAGUUGCAAAGUCAAAAUUGGCUAUAUUGUAAUUUUUUUUA
Messenger RNA from Coregonus clupeaformis (lake whitefish), 2024 nucleotides. Its product is annotated as heparan sulfate glucosamine 3-O-sulfotransferase 5. Bases 562 to 1602 code for a protein of 346 amino acids. The record is from RefSeq and is a predicted model, not a curated record. NCBI's taxonomy places the organism in Eukaryota, Metazoa, Chordata, Actinopteri, Salmoniformes, Salmonidae. Gene Ontology annotation, molecular function: [heparan sulfate]-glucosamine 3-sulfotransferase activity. The transcript has 3 exons.